Molecule: messenger RNA, 216 nt
Organism: Bipolaris maydis ATCC 48331
Lineage: Eukaryota; Fungi; Ascomycota; Dothideomycetes; Pleosporales; Pleosporaceae
Source: RefSeq, a predicted model, not a curated record
CAUGUUGUUGGGAGUUAUUUCUGGUCUAUUUACUGCAAAAGGAUCUGCGUCCGAGAUGCGUGGUGCUAACCGGGCCAGGCGCCUCUACAUACAUAGUACGUUGGCACAUGGACAAGCAUGGCCUGAGUGCAGUCCAUUGACGAGUGCGACUAGCAUUCACACUCCACAGGGUUGAAUUCAUCCGGCACCUAUCUCUCCCUCACCCGUCCGUAAUCU